AAACUCUAGUUUGUCUUACUAAAAUGUAGUCGAAUAACUAAUAGUUCUAACAAUUCUAUUAAAUAUAGUUAAAAACUAACUACUCCGUUGAAAUUUCGCUUGCUCCAGAGUAUAGUCUCCAGGUAUCCUCAUUUGGGAAGGAAUGCUGAAAACUCUUACUGAGCCAGAAGAAAUCUUAUCUAUGUUAACAGAACAUAGAGUUGGUAUCUUUAUCUAAUGCAAGCAGUAAACUUGCAAAGAGAUAACAGUUUGCAUAAAAAUGUAAAGAAUGCUGAAAAUGUUGCAAGACCUGAUGUGGCAAUCACCGAAAUGAAUAUGUAUUAGAGUAGGUUGCAUCCCUUUUGAAUAUGUAACAGAUUGAGCAACACUUUAAGGAUAAAUGGGGAACGCGAUGUGACGGUCUUUGGAACCAGAUUUGGGUGUGCAUACCCCUGGUUCCCGGGGCCUCGAAAUAAAGCACCACAUAUAACCUUCUUCGUUAUGGUUAUGUGUUUGUCUCUACGCUAACAGUUUUGGCGACCCAGGUGGGACCUCGCGGGCAUUGCUGAGGCGGCUCGCAUCGAUCCCGCUCUGGCCGGCACCGAGUAAUUCUCGGGGAGCCAUCGACCGCAACCGACCUCUGCUGCCCCCGACGGACCGAGGAUUAUAUUGAUAGUAGGAAAUUCUUCGCUUUUGAAUGGGAGAACACGCACAAUGGACGAAAAAUGCAGUUGACAUGGACAAGGCUUCCACAAGGAUUCAAGAACAGUCCAACACUUUUUGGGAACCAGCUGGCAAAAGAAUUGGAAUCAUGGACAAUGCAGGAGAAAGUUCAGCAGCCUUCUUAGGAGCACCUGUGGAAGAUGGCCCUUUGGAACAUGAUUGUGUGGAAGUUAUCGAACACACUCAUGCAACAAGGGCUGACCUGAAGGACACCCCACUUGAACAGCCUGAUCAAGAACUUUUUACAGAUGGAAGUAGUCAUGUAGAAAACGGGACACGAUAUGCCGGGUAUGCGGUAACCACACAAAAAGGGGUAAUAAAAGCAGAGGCUCUUCCUGUAGGAACUUCAGCACAGAGAGCAGAAAUAGUAGCUCUCACGAGAGCCUUGGAAUUGAGCAGGGAUCAGCGAGUAAAUAUAUGGACAGACUCAAAAUAUGCAUUUGGAGUGGUUCAUAUACAUGGAGCACUAUGGAAAGAACAAGGACUCCUAUCUUCGCAAGGUACGAACAUAAAAUACCAAAAAGAAAUUCUGAAUUUGAUAACUGCUGUACAGUUACCCAAACAGGUGGCGAUCAUGCACUGUAAAGCACAUCAAGGAGGAGAUUCCAAAAUAGCUGAAGGAAACGCGUUAGCGGACCGGACAGCUCAACAGAUUGCACGACAGGUAUCAAAUAUGAUGGCCUUAAUACCCACGAAGGUAAGCCCUUUACAAAAUUAUUUAAUGCAGAAGCCGAAGUACUCGGAGGAGGACGAGAAAUUAGCUAGACUAAUAAAGGCCCAAUUGGGUUCAGAUGGAUGGUACCUAACUGCAACUGGACAAGUGAUUGUACCACCUACCAUUAUGCGGACAUUUUUACAGACGGAACAUCAGAAAUGUCACUGGGGAGCAGAAGCUUUAGUGGCGUAUUUAAAGUGCAGCAUAAUCUCAACACAGAUGUUAACAAUGGCAAGGUCAAUAAAUUCGAAAUGUGAAAUCUGUUUGAAGAACAAUCCGGUAGUUAGAAAAGGAAUAGAAAUGGUACAUAUCAGAGUGGGUAUGGAACCGGGUGAUUAUUGGCAAAUUGAUUUUGUAGAAUUACCUAAAAGUCAAGGAUACAGGUAUUUGUUAGUUGGGGUUGACACCUUUUCUGGAUGGCCGGAAGCCUUUCCUUGUCGCACCAACCAAGCUAAGGAGACAGUGAAAUGGCUGCUGCGAGAGAUUAUUCCAAGAUUUUGGGUACCCCUAGGCCUGUCUUCAGAUAGGGGAUCACACUUCGUAGCAGCUAUAGUUCAAGAGGUAAGCAAGAUGUUAGGAAUCUCUUGGAAUCUCCACAGUCAAGUGGACAAGUAGAAAAGAUGAAUCAGACAAUUAAGCGGCAGAUCAGUAAAAUAUGUCAGGAGGCUAAAAUUCAAUGGCCACAGGCGUUACCAAUAGCACUCCUAAGGAUAAGAAUUAAGCCAAGGAGUGGGAUGAUAGUAAGCCCUUAUGAAAUUCUUUUCAGAAAACCCUACGAGGCGCCACAACCUAACCUCAAUAUGCAUAUAAAAGGUGGGCAAGAUGUAUAUAACUAUGUGUUAUCCCUUGCUAGAACUUUGACGCAGCUGAGGAGUACUCUGGUUUGGAAUCGACCCUUUUCAUUGGAACACCCAGUGCACAAUAUCAAUCCAGGAGACCAGGUUUACGUCCGUGACUGGGUUGAGGAACCACUGAGAGAACAGUGGAACGGACCAUACCUGGUGCUGCUAACUACCUUUACCGCAGUUAAAGUGAAGGGAAUUGAUUCCUGGAUUCACUACACACGGGUAAAGAAGGUUCCCGGAGAGUGGCAAGCAGAAGUAACUGGACCUACAAAGCUGAAACUUACAUACCAGAAGGAUGUCUAAUUACGUCUAUGGGACAAUCAUAAUAAUAUGGUUUCUGAUGAAUAUGACUUUUUCCACAGGCACCCACCGGAAGAAUAGAAAUGUGAGAUAUCAUCCAGAACAAAAUGCCAUUCUGUCUUGCACGGUUUGAAAUCAGAAAGUGGAAGUAACAUCGGGAAAAGGAAUCCAAUUCGACAUUAACAAAGGAUUGGAAAAGAUAAUAGUAUCCCAUAGAAAAAGGCGAGAUAUAGAGCCCACUCCAACACCACAGGUAAUACACCUCCCCUCAAGGGACCCCGAGGAAAACCUAAUAAUAGGCUUAAUUAAGGAUUUUGCAGGAAUACAGAAUACCAGUAAAAUUACUGCUUGCCUUCCAGUUCCUAAGGCAGCGGGGGAACCUAUAAACUGGGGAAUAAUAACUUUCCCUCUGCCGACAUCACAGGGAAAUAAGACUGAGUGCAAACAAAUAACCAUAGAAAAGGAACGGCAGGUCAGGGUGAAAGGGGAAUGGCUGCCAGAACAGAUUUGUAACCAGCUCGCAAACUCCACCUUCAUUACUAAGAAUUCAGGAGGAGAAUUUGGGGUAUGUACGUAUGAUAGAAUUAUCACAAAAACAGAGACACAAUGGGAAUGCCAAGAAAGACAAAAACAAUUAGAAUGGGAAACCAUUUGGUCAACUAAUAUCUUGCAAAAAUUCCACUAUGGUGGUAACACUUCGUGGUGUAUCAAAUGGGAGGGAAAGCAGGACGCAACAAUUCCAACCGAAACCCUUUUGGCCAAUAAUGGAGUUAGUCGAGAAGUGAUACAAAACGUACCUUGGUGGAAUUGUUCUGAAAUAUGGGACUGUGAUUCAAACCCAGAUGAAAUAACAAUACCCCCCGUAAGAGUGGCUUUAAAGGCUGGGUGCGCCUGCCGGGGAUACAAAAGUGGAGGACAGAUGAUCCCCUAUCAUAAACCAGAUUGUAAGUAUUCAACUAUUAAGAGUAUGGGAAAUUUUGUAUGGGCCAAUAGUGAUGGAACGUGGACUACCCAUUUACCAGUUACGGGGAAGGUUAAAGAAAUCACAUUAGGCUUACCCACCUUAUGCCCAAUUUGGAAACGUUCCCCCUUUAAAGGGAAACUGGAAACUCUACAAAUCAACAGAAUCAAAAGAGAUAUAAAGGAAGAUGAUACAUGGCAGAAGCCCUCUACAGGAGUGAAGGUAGGAUGGGCCCUUGAAUCUCUCUUUGCUGCUCCAGUAGCUACUUACCGAAAUAGAGACAUGAUUUACAAAUUAAUAGGGCAGACUGAAGGGUUAGCUAGAGUUACUAAAAAGGGGUUCAGAGAUUUGAAUAUGCAGCUCAAAGCAACGACAAAAAUGACUUUGCAGAACAGAAGGGCAUUAGAUAUCUUAUUAUUGAAGGAACAUGGCGUUUGCGGAUAUUUAAAGGAUCGAGUUGAUCACUGCUGUG
Molecule: messenger RNA, 3995 nt
Organism: Cuculus canorus (common cuckoo)
Lineage: Eukaryota; Metazoa; Chordata; Aves; Cuculiformes; Cuculidae
Exons: 2
Coding region: 677-2032 (451 amino acids)
Biological process (GO): DNA integration
Molecular function (GO): RNA-DNA hybrid ribonuclease activity; RNA stem-loop binding
Source: RefSeq, a predicted model, not a curated record